This is a messenger RNA of Theobroma cacao (cacao), 1310 nucleotides long. RefSeq names its product DNA-directed RNA polymerases II, IV and V subunit 3. Lineage: Eukaryota; Viridiplantae; Streptophyta; Magnoliopsida; Malvales; Malvaceae. The record is from RefSeq and is a predicted model, not a curated record. Gene Ontology annotation, cellular component: RNA polymerase II, core complex. Gene Ontology annotation, molecular function: DNA binding; protein dimerization activity. Gene Ontology annotation, biological process: transcription by RNA polymerase II.
CCCCAUUUUGGGUUUAUCAACUCUUCUGUUCCUCUUCGCUUACAGGUUCUAUUUUAGGCUUUUUAGCUCCAGAGCCAAAAACCAUUCAAUCAAAUUUCAGAAAUGGAGGGAGUCUCCUACCAGCGAUUCCCCAAGGUCAAAAUCCGCGAACUGAAAGACGACUAUGCAAAAUUCGAGCUUCGCGACACCGACGCCUCCAUGGCCAACGCCCUCCGUCGCGUCAUGAUUGCCGAGGUCCCCACCAUCGCAAUCGACCUCGUCGAAAUUGAAGUCAACUCCUCCGUCCUUAACGACGAGUUCAUUGCCCACCGCCUCGGCCUCAUCCCUCUCACCAGCGAACGCGCCAUGUCGAUGCGAUUCUCGCGUGACUGUGACGCAUGCGACGGUGACGGCCAGUGCGAGUUCUGCUCCGUCGAGUUCCAUCUUCGUGCCAAAUGCAUGACCGAUCAAACCCUCGAUGUUACCAGCAAGGAUCUCUAUAGUUCCGAUCAUACGGUUGUUCCCGUCGAUUUCACCGAUUCCGCUGGCUACGAUUCCUCUGAGCAAAGGGGGAUUAUCAUUGUGAAGUUACGGCGAGGGCAAGAAUUGAGGCUGAGGGCAAUUGCGAGGAAAGGUAUAGGGAAAGACCAUGCGAAAUGGUCACCGGCUGCGACUGUGACUUUCAUGUAUGAACCUGAGAUUCAUAUCAAUGAAGAUAUGAUGGAAACCUUGACGCUUGAGGAGAAGCAAAGCUUUGUUGAGAGUAGUCCUACUAGAGUCUUUGAUAUUGAUCCUAAUACCCAACAGGUUGUGGUGGUUGAUCCAGAGGCAUAUACCUACGAUGAUGAAGUGCUAAAGAAAGCUGAAGCUAUGGGAAAGCCAGGCCUUGUGGAGAUUUAUGCAAAAGAAGACAGUUUCAUUUUUACUGUUGAAUCCACCGGUGCGAUCAAAGCUUCUCAGUUGGUACUUAAUGCUAUAGAAGUCCUCAAACAGAAGCUGGAUGCAGUUCGCCUGUCUGAGGAUACUGUGGAAGCUGAUGAUCAAUUUGGUGAACUUGGUGCUCAUAUGCGAGGAGGAUGAUCCACUUGUAAAAAAGCUGCUCAUUGACAUUUUUAUGUUUUUGGAGAAGACAUGUUUACAUCUUACUAACUUCCUCUUUUUUUAGAAUUCUUAAAUAUCUUUGGGUACAAUUGACUACUUGUUUUCUUUGUGAAACUUGUCAGCAGAUAUGCUAUCCAUUUUAAACUUAAGCAGCUUGUGAAGCACGGACUGACAAAUGAUUUAGCUUGUACUAUUACUUUGCUCAAACUACCAGCCGUUUUAUUUGUGUU